UUAUAGAUCGGUAUCCCGUGAAGUCAACAAAUUAAAGUCAGUGCCACGUUUUAAGUUUCAUAGUAAUUAAAGUAUGAAUGACCUCUUUUCUGGAUAGUUUUACUAAAAGAAUAAAUCAUGUCAACGACAGACCGUAAGUUGGAAUUGGAACGUAAAAAGGCAAAGCUCCAGGCUCUUCGUGAUGAGAAAGAUCGUCGUCGCAGAGAAAAAGAGCAGAAAGAUGCUGAAGAGGCUUUGCACAGAGCAUCCACAGCUUCAAGCUUGGACAGCCGUCGGGAUCUUGAUGAGAUGCUAUCAUCACUUGGGGUGGCUCCAGUGAAAGAUGUGCUCUCAUCACUUUCUUCGAUGACUUCAUUAACACCACCACAGACAGCCUCGCCUGAUGCUAGCCUUCCACAUACUGAUAAAUCAAGCAUUCCACAUGGCACACCUAAGAAACCUCCACAACUGCAAGUUGUAUCAGUUCAAUCAACAGACAUUCCUCCAAAAGAAAAUCUAACAUAUGCUAAACAAACACAAACCACCACCUCUGGAGUCACUGAAUUGCGUGAUGGCUCUUCCAAUGCAUCACCGCUUGCAGGAUACAUGGAGGACUGGUGGCGGCCACGGAAAGCCCACGCGGCAGACUACUACGACGAGUACAAUCUAAACCCGGGUUUAGAGUGGGAGGACGAGUUCACAGUGCUUACAUUCGACGGCGACGCCACGCGGCAAGGCGAGGAUGAAGAGGCAGCAUUCCACGGAAAACUCCCGCCGGGCAUCCUGCCCCACGGGCUGCCCACGGUUAAGGAGGUCCAGCCGGCUGUCACCGCCACGCCGCACGAGAAGAAAGAGGAGGAGAAGGAGAAGAAAGUUCGGGAGUUGAGCAACGACGAGAAGCAGACGAUAAUGCUGUCGGCGGAGUUCCAGAAGUUCGUUUCUAAAGCGGGACGCGUCAUCGAACGCGCUUUAGCCGAGGAGGUGGACAUUUACACGGACUACACCGGCGGUGGAGACAACGAAAAUGCGCAGGACGACAAAUCUGCAGCCCGUCUCUCCUUAGUCCGCACUUUCUACGACGAGCGUUGGUCUCGCGGCCGCUGCGUGACCUGCGUCGACUGGUCUUCGGCCCACCCCGAACUCCUCCUGGCCUCGUACCACAACAGCGACGACGCACCCCACGACCCAGACGGGGUCUGUCUCAUCUGGAACACCAAGUUCAAGAAGACGACCCCAGAGGAUAUCUUCCACUGUCAGUCGCCGGUCAUGAGCGCGACUUUUGCUAAAUUCCACCAAAACCUAAUCCUCGGGGGCACUUAUUCGGGUCAGAUAGUGUUGUGGGACAAUCGCGUGCAAAAAAGGACGCCAAUACAACGCUCGCCGCUGUCUUCGCUCGCACACACUCACCCAGUCUACUGCCUCUCGGUAGUGGGCAGUCAGAACGCUCACAACCUGAUCUCAGUGUCGACGGACGGUCGCAUGUGCUCCUGGUCUUUGGACAUGAUGUCUCAGCCCCAGGAGACCCUGGACUUGCAGCACAGGCAGAGCAAAGCCGUGGCCGUUACCUCGAUGGGAUUCCCUCACGGCGAUGUUAACAACUUUGUACUGGGAAGUGAGGACGGGAAUGUUUACACGGGAUGUCGUCACGGGCAACGUGCCGGCGUGUCGGAGUGCGUGGAGGCGCACGCGGGGCCCGUCACGGCCGUCUCGUGUCACGCAGCGGCCGGACCGCUCGACCUCUCGCACCUCUACCUCACCGCUUCCAUGGACUGGAGUGUCAAGCUGUGGAGUCUCAAGGAAAACAAACCUCUGUACUCAUUCGAGGACAGCGGUGACUACGUGUCCGACGCCCGUUGGUCACCCGUGCACCCAGCCCUAUUCGCGGCCGUUGACGCGCACGGUCGACUGGAUCUCUGGAACCUUAACCGGGAUACUGAGGUACCGAUAGCAUCCAUCACGUCGCAAGAUGGCGUGGCCUACAACCGAGUCUCUUGGUCUCCGAACGGAGCGUUGCUGACUGCGGGUGAUGACGCUGGCAAGAUAUGGGUUUACGAAUUGGCAGAGCAAGUGUAUCAACCUCGCCACGACGAGUGGACGAAGUUGGUGUACACCCUGCAGGAGCUCCGUAACAACCAAUUGGAUGAGGAGACAGACCGGCUCAGUGUGACCAGCGGACCGCCUUCCCUUGGCAGCCUGACUUCGCUGGCUAGCAACCCGCUCAGAUAACUGAUGCGGUGGGACAUUCGCUGCGGGUGGAAACUGUAAGCAGGGCUUGGGAGAGAGCAUAAACUGAGUGAGAUUUGAAAAGCUGUAUCAGAGGCCCAUAGUAUAGCUUCAACAGGGGACAUAAUUCUAUUGUGUCAAAGCAUUCUAUUUUUUUAACAUGAAAUUUCCAAUCUUAAAACUAAACCCUCGCUUAAAUCAAGCUUAGAAUAUGGGCCUAAAUUGGAAAAAUUGGCUUUAUAUAAUAAUAUUAUAGUCAUAUUUUGUUUACACUUUCAAAUGAUAGAGUAGUGAACUACUACAGCUACAAUAUAAUUUUUUGGUGCGAAUCUUUCUAACUAGGUUAAUUUAUUUCUUUGUAAUUAUUAUUUAUAUACUUUCUAAGGGUUGUAUUAUAUAUAUGUUGUGCAACUGAUUGAAUUUGAGUGUUGGAAAUAAAUUACUAGUUCAUGGUUGUAGUAUGGAAGCCACUAUUUUAUUACUAAAAUAAUCUUGAAUUGCUGAUUAUGCACCCACAGAUAAUGUUUAAAUACUCAAACUUACUUAAAUCCUUUAUAUAUUCAUCAAUUUGUAAUCUAAUAGAUGUUACUACUUAAAACAAAUCUACUAAUUAAAGAUCUAAAUUCAGUACCCAAUAUAUUCCAAUGUUAAAAUUUUAAUAUUAACAUGUUAUGUAUUAUUAGAGAACUAUUUAUUAAAGGCAGGUAUUAUAAGAUUUAGUUGUGAUCUAUUUUAAGUUUACUGUUCUUAUGUGCUUAUAACAAAAUAAAUAAAUUGCUUAUGUCUA
Pieris napi is the source of this 2989-nucleotide messenger RNA. It is a transcript of the gene sw, whose product is annotated as cytoplasmic dynein 1 intermediate chain. NCBI's taxonomy places the organism in Eukaryota, Metazoa, Arthropoda, Insecta, Lepidoptera, Pieridae. Gene Ontology annotation, molecular function: dynein light chain binding; dynein heavy chain binding. Gene Ontology annotation, biological process: transport along microtubule. Gene Ontology annotation, cellular component: cytoplasmic dynein complex. The coding region runs from base 118 to 2205 and encodes 695 amino acids. The transcript is spliced from 17 exons. The record is from RefSeq and is a predicted model, not a curated record.